Messenger RNA from Triticum turgidum subsp. durum (durum wheat), 393 nucleotides. NCBI's taxonomy places the organism in Eukaryota, Viridiplantae, Streptophyta, Magnoliopsida, Poales, Poaceae. The record is from the annotation of a GenBank genome assembly.
AUGGACUCUGUCUCAAUAUUUUGUUUCUUCUCAUAUGCUAUUUGUGGUCACCCCAAAAUAUUUUCCACUGAGAUCAGGGUGCCAUUUGGAAGCAAUGCAAACCUUGCAUGUAUGAGCAAUUUCAGAUCUGAUACAAAUAACCAAGAGAAAGGAAGAAGGCAAGGUGCGAGUAGUCCAGAAAGGAUCUAUGGGACAUUCCAUGGAAGUCAUAACAGAAGAGGCGAAUUCUAUGCCAACCCUACUGCCUCUUCUGUUAUGAGAAGAAACAAAAUAUUCACAAUGGAGGAAAGACUAAAGAUGACCCCUGGAGGAGCGAAGAAUUCCGAAGAUGAUCCCACCAGGAAAAAAGUGGUGACUGAUAUUGGGGCUGGAGAUGAUUCUUUUGUCAGAUAG